Molecule: messenger RNA, 1443 nt
Organism: Emys orbicularis (European pond turtle)
Lineage: Eukaryota; Metazoa; Chordata; Testudines; Emydidae
Product: zinc finger protein 436-like
Exons: 4
Coding region: 1-1443 (480 amino acids)
Biological process (GO): regulation of transcription by RNA polymerase II
Cellular component (GO): nucleus
Molecular function (GO): RNA polymerase II cis-regulatory region sequence-specific DNA binding; DNA-binding transcription activator activity, RNA polymerase II-specific
Source: RefSeq, a predicted model, not a curated record
AUGUCCCAGCUGGAACCAGGGGAAGAGCCGUGGGUCUCAGAUCUCCAGGGCUCAGAGGGAAGAGAGAUCCUGACAGGAACCUGCCCAGGUGGUGGGACAGUGAGUGAGAACAAGGAGCAGAAUCUAAAGCAGGAGGAUGCUGAGCACGUGGAAAUGAAUGGGGGAUUAUCAGAAAGAACUCAAGGGAACGUGCCCAGGAGUCGUGAGGAAAGGCAGCAGGGAAACCAGGCAGGGGAAAACGUGGGUAAAUCCAUCAGUUGUGAGGAAAAUCACGAGGACCUCAAGGAAACCACAGCUCAGCAGAAAAUCCUCACGGGAAAGAGAAAAAACCUAUGCACUGAGUGUGGGAAAACCUUUCCUGGGCGCUCUCACCUUAUUAUGCAUCAGAAAAUUCACACAGGAGAAAGACCCUAUGCAUGCUGUGAGUGCGGGAAAACCUUCAUUCGAAGCUCACAUCUUAUCAGACAUAAGAAAAUCCACACCGGAGAGAGACCAUAUGAAUGCGGGGAGUGCGGGAAAACCUUCUCUGUGCGUUCACACCUCAUUAUACAUCAGAGGAUCCACACAGGAGAGAGACCCUACGCAUGCUGUGAGUGCGGGAAAACCUUCACGCGAGGCUCCCACCUUAUCAGACAUCAGAGAACCCACACCGGCACCAGGCCCUAUGAAAUCUGGUUUCCACUUUCCAAACCUGAGGUGAUGUCCCAGCUGGAACCAGGGGAAGAGCCGUGGGUCUCAGAUCUCCAGGGCUCGGAGGGAAGAGAGAUCCUGAUAGGAACCUGCCCAGGAGAUGAAGGGACGGUGAGUGAGAAGAAGGAGCAGAACGCAGAGCAGGAAGAUGCUGAGCACGUGGAAAUGAAUGGGGGAUUAUCACAAAGCACUGAAGGGGACGUGUCCAGGAGUUGUGAAGACGGGCAGCAGGGAAAUCAACCAGGGGAGGAAAUAGGUCAGUCCAUCAGUUGUGAGGAAAAUCACCAGGAAACCACGGCCCAGAAGCGAAUCCUCAUGGGAGAGAGAGAAAACAUGUGCCCCGACUGUGGGAAAACCUUCCCUUGGCGCUCCCACAUUAUUGAACAUCAGAGAAUUCACACGGGAGAGAGACCCUACGCAUGCUGCGAGUGCGGGAAAACCUUCAUUCGACACUCACAUCUUCUUAGACAUCGGAGAAGCCACACAGGAGAGAGACCCUAUGGAUGCUGCGAGUGCGGGAAAACCUUCACUCGACGCUCACACCUUAUUGAACAUCAGAUAACCCACGGAGGCUCAAGCCCCUAUGAAUGUUGUGAGUGCGGGAAAACCUUCACUCGACGCUCACACCUUAUUAGACAUCAGAUAACCCACGGAGGCUCAAGCCCCUAUGGAUGCUGUGAGUGCGGGAAAGCCUUCACUCGACGCUCACACCUUAUUAGACAUCAGAGAACCCAUGCUUGCCAGGAGCCCUAG